Lactuca virosa is the source of this 4047-nucleotide messenger RNA. NCBI's taxonomy places the organism in Eukaryota, Viridiplantae, Streptophyta, Magnoliopsida, Asterales, Asteraceae. The record is from the annotation of a GenBank genome assembly.
AUGGGCUGGGAAGCUCUGAGAGAGCUGAUGAUCGAAGAAUACUGCCCGAGGGGCGAAAUCCAAAAGCUGGAGCAAGAACUGUGGAGCCUAACCAUGAAAGGCUCCGACAUAGUCUCCUACACCGCCAGGUUCUGCGAGCUGGUGGCCCUCUGUCCCAACAUGGUUCACACAGAGGGAAAGAAAAUCGAGAGAUACAUCUGGGGGCUGGUGCCUCCAUUUCAAGGGAAUGUUUUGGCUUCAAACCCCACUACAUUCGAUAGUGCCAAGCGGUUGGCACAGCGGCUUAUUGACCAUGGGGUCCGUACCCCGUCAACAACAACAACCCUGGCCAUCUCAGAACCCUCCAAAACCGCUGAUUCCAAGCGGAAGUUCUGGGAUGACAAGAAGAAGAAGAAAGCUGCCAAAAAGCAGCAGGUCGUGGCAGUUCAUGCUGCGAUAGCACCUGCCGCUGCUGCUCCGGUCAAGCAGUACGCUGGAAGUUUGCCUAAGUGCAACAAAUGCAACUUCCACCACAUCGGAGCCUGCCGGGAAAUGCAGUGUUCAAACUGCAACAGGAAGGGGCACACUGCCCGUUUCUGCAAAGCUCCGGCGAGGCCAAUCAACCAAGUCCCCGGCGCAGGAGUGGGCCAAGCUUGCUACGGUUGUGGCGAGGUGGGCCACUACAAGAGGAACUGCCCUAAGGCAGGGAAUGCCGGUGGAGUAGGAAGGGUUCUGGCCAUAGGCCACGAGGAAGCGGUUGCCGACCCCACAGUGGUCACUGGUACGUUUCUCCUCGAUAACUCUUAUGCAUGCAUACUAUUUGAUAGUGGAGCGGAGAGGAGUUUCGUGAACCAAAAAUUUGCUCAUUUACUUAAGCAAAAAUCACGAGCACUUAAAGAACCGUUCACUGUAGAAAUGGCUAAUGGGAAGACAGAGAGCACUAGCAGUAUAUACAUAGGAUGUACCCUAACUCUAGAUAGCCAUUCAUUUUCGAUCGACCUCAUGCCGGUCUCAAUUAAAAGUUUCGACGUCAUUAUCGGCAUGGAUUGGUUGAGUCUUCAUCGUGCCGACAUCAUGUGUUAUGAAAAGGCUGUUCGCCUUAAUCUGCCGUCUGGCGAAACUCUAGUAGUCUAUGGCGACAAACCCGACACGAACCUUCAUGUGAGCCAAGAAACGAAAGACAUUAAGAACAUUCCAGUAGUACGCGAUUUUCCCGACAUCUUUCCAGAAGAACUCCCAGGAUUACCUCCGCAACGUCAAGUCGAGUUCAGAAUCGACUUAGUUCCAGGGGCUACCCCAGUAGCCAAAUCGCCCUAUCGUCUAGCACCUGCAGAGAUGCAAGAACUGUCCGAUCAACUUAACGAACUGCUCAGCAAGGGCUUUAUAAGACCAAGCUUCUCACCAUGGGGAGCUCCGGUCUUGUUCGUCAAGAAGAAAGACGGAUCGUUUCGUAUGUGCAUCGACUACAGGGAGCUCAACAAGCUAACCAUCAAAAAUCGUUACCCUCUGCCUCGCAUAGACGAUUUAUUUGAUCAACUGCAAGGGGCGAACUUCUUUUCAAAAAUCGAUCUAAGAUCCGGAUAUCACCAACUACGAGUGCUAGGGGAGGAUGUUCCGAAGACAGCCUUCCGAACUCGUUAUGGGCACUACGAAUUCGUAGUGAUGCCGUUCGGAUUAACAAACGCGCCCGCAGUAUUCAUGGAUUUAAUGAAUAGGGUGUGUCGUCCUUACUUGGAUCAGUUCGUCAUCGUCUUCAUCGAUGACAUACUUAUCUACUCUCGUAGUAAGGAGGAGCAUAGUCAACAUCUGCGACAGGUCUUAGAAACGCUGCGUUCGGAGAAGCUCUAUGCGAAGUUCUCGAAAUGCGAAUUUUGGAUCCGAAGAGUCGAAUUCUUAGGGCACGUGGUUAGCGAAGAGGGAAUACACGUGGACCCUUCCAAAAUCAAAGCCAUUGAGAGCUGGUCAGCACCGAAGACGCCUACCGAAAUUCGUCAAUUUCUAGGCCUCGCUGGCUACUAUCGCAGGUUCAUUCAGAACUUCUCCCGAAUUGCGAAACCCCUUACCACUUUGACCCAGAAGGGCGUGGCCUUUGACUGGGAAGAGAAGCAGGAGAAAGCGUUCCAAACGCUUAAGCGAGCCUUAUGCACCGCACCAAUACUAUCCCUCCUCGAAGGGAAAGAAGACUUCGUUGUCUAUUGCGAUACGUCAAAUCAGGGGCUCGGUUGUGUUCUGAUGCAGCGAGGUAAGGUCAUCGCCUAUGCCUCGAGACAGCUGAAGACACACGAGGUCAACUACACCACACACGAUCUUGAGCUAGGAGCAGUUGUGUUUGCUCUGAAGAUCUGGAGACACUACCUAUACGGUACGAAGAGCAUGAUCUUUACAGACCACAAAAGCCUACAACAUAUAUUCGACCAGAAGGAGCUCAACAUGAGACAACGACGGUGGGUCGAGCUACUCAGUGAUUACGAAUGUGAAAUUCGUUAUCAUCCGGGUAAAGCCAACGUAGUAGCUGACGCCCUAAGUCGGAAAGAAUACUCUGGUCGUAGAGUCAAAUCAUUGACUAUGACUAUCCAUUCACACUUUUCCACACAAAUCAAGGAGGCUCAGCUCGACGCUUUGAAACCUGAAAAUGUGGCGAGUGAAUCCCUGAGAGGGAUGGAUAAGAACUUGGAAGUCAAGGGUGGCGGAGCCUUAUAUUUCAUGGAUCGGAUCUGGACACCGAAACACGGUGGCUUCAGAGACUUGAUCAUGACCGAAGCUCACAACACACGAUAUUCCGUCCACCCAGGUUCAGAUAAGAUGUAUCUGGAUCUUAAAAAGCUAUACUGGUGGCCUAACAUGAAAGCAGAGAUUGCUACCUUCGUGAGUAAAUGCCUUACUUGCGCCAAGGUCAAGGUCGAAUACCAGAAACCCUCAGGUCUACUACAACAGCCGGAGAUACCAGAAUGGAAGUGGGAGCGGAUCACAAUGGACUUCAUAACCAAGUUGCCCAAGACAACGGGUGGUCUCGAUACCAUUUGGGUGAUCGUAGACAGGUUGACCAAGUCCGCACACUUCCUGCCUAUCAAAGAAACAGACAAGAUGGAGAAGCUAACAAGAACCUACAUAAGGGAGAUCGUACGACUGCAUGGUGUUCCUAUAUCUAUUAUCUCCGAUAGAGAUAGUAGAUUCACUUCGAGGUUCUGGCAGUCGCUACAAAGUUCCCUAGGAACUAGGCUGGACAUGAGUACAGCCUACCAUCCACAGACCGACGGACAAAGUGAGAGGACUAUCCAAACCUUGGAAGAUAUGUUGCGAGCCUGUGUGAUCGACUUUGGGAAAGCAUGGGAUACUCAUUUACCCCUUGUCGAGUUUUCCUACAACAACAGUUAUCACACGAGCAUAAAGGCUGCUCCAUUUGAAGCCCUCUAUGGCCGAAAGUGCAGAUCCCCUCUGUGCUGGGCUGAGGUGGGUGACACCCAGUUAGCUAAAGGACGAGUUCCUGACAACACUCUCACCGGUCCGGAGAUCAUUCGGGAAACGACAGAGAAGAUCGUUCAGAUUCGUGAACGAUUGAAAGCCUCUAGAGACCGACAGAAAAGCUACGCAGAUAAACGAAGGAAACCGUUGGAAUUCCAGGUGGGCGACCGUGUUCUAUUGAAGGUCUCACCCUGGAAAGGCUUGAUACGCUUCGGAAAGCGUGGAAAGCUAAAUCCAAGAUACAUAGGGCCUUUCGAGAUUCUCGCUAGAAUCGGCCCUGUAGCUUACAAACUCAACUUACCUCGCGAACUCAAUAACGUACAUUCUACUUUCCACGUCUCGAACUUGAAAAAGUGUCUGUCCGACGAGACUCUUGUAAUCCCACUCGACGAGAUCGAGAUCAACGAGAGCCUCAACUUCGUGGAAGAACCUGUAGAGAUCAUGGACCGAGAGGUCAAGCAAACAAAGCAAAGCCGUAUCCCGAUAGUGAAGGUUCGCUGGAACGCCAAGCGAGGACCUGAAUUCACUUGGGAGCGAGAGGAUCAGAUGAAACUGAAAUAUCCUCAUCUUUUUUACUUAGUUAUUUGUAACUACUUAUUUGCUUAA